Molecule: messenger RNA, 665 nt
Organism: Triticum dicoccoides
Lineage: Eukaryota; Viridiplantae; Streptophyta; Magnoliopsida; Poales; Poaceae
Exons: 3
Coding region: 44-595 (183 amino acids)
Source: RefSeq, a predicted model, not a curated record
AGAUAUGGCUCGUGGUGACCAUUAAGAUGAUGAUGAUGACUUCAUGGAGCCACCGCCACGGAAUCGUGGCGAUGAGAAGAAGAAGCGUCAGCGCAAUAGGGCUUCGCAAGAACGCCUGACUAUACUGACAAAGGGAUUUACUGAUGAGCAGAAGGGAGCUGCCGGUGAGAUGGGUAUGCAGGCUCUGAUGAAGGUUCGGUGCACGAACCUAGUAAACCCUGUAUGCGACUGGCUCGGUGAGAUAUAUGAGCCUGCGUCUAGGGAAUUCAUGAUUCCGGGACGUGAAAGACUGCCUUUGAAUGAGGAAUCUGUGUUCUGCACUUUGGGUGUCCCCCGUGGAGAAAUCAAAGUCCCUUAUGAGGUGAACAAUAAGAUUGAGGAAGCUUGGUUUGCCCGUUUGUUUCCUGGAAUGGCAUCCAUGCCUAAUACGACUGUGCUAGCAACUUCGCUGGAGGGGAUGACAACCCAUGGCGAGGUUUUUAAGAUGAAGCUGCUCAUGUACUUGAUCUCGGCUGUAUUUGCGCCUACCACAUCUCUCCGCCCAAGCAACAAGUGCUCCCCUAUCCUGGCGAAGCUAAAAGAUGUUAAAACAUGAACUGGUGUAAAUUCAUUGCCGACUUCCUGAAUGAUGCAUUCUCAACUAUGAUGUACCAAAAGGGAUGUCG